AUGAGUUAUGAUUUCUUAUUGAGAACUAUCAUGGCAGGAUAGCAAAUAAAAGAUGAGCUCGUAACCUUUGAUCCUGAUUGCAUCCCUCCCAACUUUGAAAUAGCACGGCUGCAUUAAAAAGCGAGUGCAGUUGGCAAAAACUCAGCAGAAGAGGAAAUCGUUAAUAUGUAGGAAGCACGUUGUCCAUGCUGUUUAAAAUGGACAGAGAAGGCUCCGCUGUCAAUGAAAGUAAGUCCAUUGAAGUUAUCCUUCCUUGGAACAGGAGUGCCACUAUUUUUCGAUUUCAUAAAAUAAUGCAUAACCAUUUUGAUCAUCAUGUUUUGUACCUCAGGAGACUACAAUUUAAUAACCAACAUUGCUUUUGGGACGAGUUGUCAAAAGGAUCUGGAUGAUACGAAUACAAGUGACAAUUGUGACUUGAAUUAUAUCACAUAGUCAUCCUUGGCAAAUAAGCGUUUGGAUUCUUCACUGAUGAACCUGCAAUAGAUGUUGAAUUUGGUCUCGAUCUUUAUCAUAAUCAUCUUGCUUCAAUACAUUAGAAUUUAAUAAAGGACUAUCCUCAGAGAUUGUGAUUUCCACACAACCACUCCUUCAGAUUUCGGAGUGAAAUUGAGUCAUAUUCCAGUAGAUAAUGCUGGCUAGAUCAAAGAUCGACUUAGUAAAGUGCUGAAUGAAUUCUUGGAAAAAAAUGUUCCAUACGAUCCAAAAGUAUUAAAAUACAUGGAGUCUAAGAUGAAGAGAAAGAAUGUCAAAAAGGGGUAUAAGAUUCCUCCCAGAAUCCAUUCAAUUACACUGUGUUAUGACAUUUCGAAAUACGAGUAGUUGAAUGCUAAGAAGGAAUCCUUUGUGAAGGAGAAGUAGAAGUAUCUGGAAAAAAUGUAUGAAAAUUACAUGUAUGUGGAUAAUGAACUCAAUGAAAUCGAAAAGAAUCUCGAGGCAGGUAGGUAACAAGUGAAGCUGUAUUUUGAUUAAUUCCUUGAUUCGAAUAGCGAGUAGAAGGAAUUUGUGGGAAUUGCAUUUGUGACCUUCUAAUGGGAAGCAGAUUAGGAAGCCUUCAUAAAUCUAAAUAGAACGACUGUUUGGGGCAGAUAUUUUGGGGAGUAGACUAAAAUAUUUUUGGAUGAUUAAAACAUCGUUGUGGAUGAGGCUCCAGAGCCAAAUGAUAUCAAAGAUAUUUAAUAGGAUAUUGAGCGUAAUCUUAAUUGUUGGGCUAUUUUCAACAUUUCUAAACUAUAAUAAGAAUUGUUGGAGAAAGAGAAUCUGCUUUUAAAGAAGUUAGCAUCUCUUGCUUCAGUGAUCAUCAUAUUCAUAAACUACUUAUUGUCUUAUAGCAUUAAAAAGAUUGCAGCAUUCCAAGGGUUUUCAACCAACACUGGUCAUCAUAUUUCAAUUGCUACUUCAGCUGGCAUUGCUCAAUUUGUGAAUAGUGCCUUGGUGACAUGGCUAGUGUUCACACUUCUUUUCGAUGAAAACUAUUACAAAGAUGGAGGUCUAAUUUAUAACCAGACCUAUGUGUUCAUCUCCAAUAUGAUAAUCCCUGCUGUGACUGCAAUUCUAGAUCCAUUUUACUGGCUCAAAGUGUAUUAGCGAUAUUCGGAAGAGUAGAAGGGGAAGUACUCUGUGUGUACCCAAGAACAAUUGCAUAAACUAUUUGAAAACAACGAGGAAACACUAUCUGAUCGUUAUGCUGGCAUAAUUAAAACCAUGCUAAUGACUUCGUUCUAUGCGAGUAUCAUACCUUUGGGCAUAUUAUUUUCAAUUGGGGCUUUGACUCUAUUAUAUUGGGUCUAUAAGUACUAGUUCCUGAGGAGAAGAACAUUCAAAUAAUCUUUGAGUUUCAAUCUAUCCAUUGAAAUGACGGAGGUGUUGGAAUACAUGAUUCCUAUUUACUGUUUUUCUAAUUUCUGGUUUUAAUACACUUUUACUAAAGGGAAGGAUGUCUCUUCAUUUGCGAUAAUCGGAGUGGUUAUUGGAAUAGUUAAUGCUGUCUUGCCGUGCUAUGAACUGAAUUAGGCUCUCUUCAUUAUAGAGGAUUACGAGUAGGUCACAAGGCCUUACAAAAAGAUAGAGAAAUCGUUGGAUAGUGAUUAUAGUAGGAACAAUCCAGCCACUCAAGAUCAGGCCAAGGAGAAAUUCAUUUAAAGUAUGCGCGUUAAUAAAUGA
Messenger RNA from Paramecium tetraurelia, 2163 nucleotides. RefSeq lists its product as uncharacterized. Lineage: Eukaryota; Ciliophora; Oligohymenophorea; Peniculida; Parameciidae. The record is from RefSeq and is a predicted model, not a curated record. Gene Ontology annotation, molecular function: calcium-activated cation channel activity. The transcript has 8 exons. Gene Ontology annotation, cellular component: plasma membrane.